Messenger RNA from Zootermopsis nevadensis, 2475 nucleotides. RefSeq lists its product as uncharacterized. The record is from RefSeq and is a predicted model, not a curated record. Gene Ontology annotation, molecular function: RNA binding. Lineage: Eukaryota; Metazoa; Arthropoda; Insecta; Blattodea; Termopsidae.
UAUUGAAGCUGCAUGGAGUCAAACGACAAGAUUACACAUAAUCAUAAUCAACAAUGAAAAUUAGAAAACAAUAUUUUAUGCUGUGAAAAUCUCAAAUUUCAUAUUUUCUUUCACCAAACAGGUGUCAUUGUGCACUUCACAUUUUUGUUCAUCCCAAACUUUUACUCGCAAAUCUUAACUAAAAAAUACUUUUAAUCUGUGACGUUCUCUUAAUGUGAGAGACCAAGGUUUAUACACAUAAUUUCACAUAUAAAGCCUGACGAAAACGUUUAAAUGCAGUAACUGAAUUUGCACUAAACUUGUACUUUUCUGAAUAUUCAAUAGUGUGGCUGAUGCAGAAAGCAAAGAUGUCUAGAAAAACAGAAGUAGUUCAUACUUAUCAUCAGAAAACAGGCACAAAAUCAUCAGUUGUUGCAAAUGUCAGUGUAAAGGAAAGUGAUAAUGCUGAGACAGAGACAAAAAUAUAUGAUCAUCAGUGUCGAACACUGUUUGUGCGAUUUCCGCGCAGAGUAAGAGAUAAAUUGGAAGUGAAAUUGUUACAUCCUGGUAUAGAGGAUGUGAGAUUUAAACCUCGCAUUAAAAGAUGGUGCCAUAUCAGAUUCAGUAGUGAAGAAGCUGCUAAAUGUGCUCUGAAUGAUCUGAACAGGAAGAGAGUAAGAGGUGGUCAACUUAUUGUUAUGGAAACAAAGAAAUUCAAGAUAAACAGUCGUGAAGAGAAGAGUAAGAAGCAGCAACAUUUGUACAAACUAUAUGUGAAGAAUCUACCAGAAGAUGUGACAGAGAGUGAAAUUACUUCAGCAUUUCCAGGCUGUGCAAAUGUACGCAUGUUCACGCCAAAGAAAAGAGGAUCAUUAAGAGCCCGCAUUGGAUUCAAAACAUUGGAUGAGAUGGAAGCCAUUAUUUCUAGCACCAAUGUUCAUAAAGUUCGAGACAGGAGUGUUUCUGUAUUCUAUUCUAAAUCUUAUUUACAUGCACAUGAUUUGUUAAAACAAGAACAGAAAACAAAUAAUCUUAUCAGAAUCUCUAAGGAUGUUUCUCCAAAGUCUAUUUUAACAUCAAAUUCCCUUACAAAAAUUAAAGUUUCUUCUGCAAGAAAACAGAAGACUAUUGUAACAUCUAAACGUCUUGGUGAGAUGAUAGAAACCACUCUUUCACAGUUGAAGACAGAAGAUAAUGGUGAUGACAUUGAGGAAGAUGACAGAUGUAAACAGGGUAUAGAAAUGGACACACAGGAUAAUACUGAAUUUAAUGAUGACAUUAGUGAUAAUAGUGAUGAUUUUUCACAACAUAAAGAAAUUGAAUUAGAUGAUAAUUUUUCACAAUACAAAGCAAUUAAAUUAGAAGGUGAGGUGAUUGAUGGUAGUGGUGAUAGUGAUGACUUUUCAAAAUACAAAGCAAUUCAAUUAGAAGAUGAAGUUAUUAGUAAUAAUAAGGAUGGUGGUGAUGAUGACAAUGGUGAUUUUUCACAUUACAAAGCAAUUGAAUUGGAAGAUGAGGUUACUAGAAGCAGUGAUGAUGAUUUUUCAAAAUACAAGGCAAUUGAACUUGAAGAUGAAGGUACUGAAACUAGUUAUGAUGAUGGUGAUGAUGGUGGUAGGAAUUGUGUUGAUGAUUGAAAUUGUGGUGUCGGCCAUAAUGACAGUGCUGAUGAUGUUGGAGGUGAUGAUAACAAUAGCAUUGUUGAUAGUGAUGGUAACAACAGUGUUCAUGAUAAUAAGAAGAUUGUUGCUGAAAAUUUAGAUGACGACAGUCAUAAAAACAUUGAUGAUAUGUCACAGCAGUAGUUCAUGAAAAGAAUCCUGAAUGAAUAAGUACAAAAUUUUGUUUAGUGAAUCUGAGAGGGGACUACAGUUUUCCAAUGAAUAAAGAAUUCUAUCAGAAUAUUAAUACAUAUAUAUUAUGACAUAAGUUGACAAACAUUACUUCAAAAAAAUAAAAUAAAUCAGCUAAUUAAACCACAAAAUAUAACCUCGCUUGAUCUUAUAUGUGGGCACUAUGGAUCACUUCAGGUCUUUUGCAGUCCAUUUUGUUUGAACUGAAUCCCCAUUGUCAUCCUGUCUUAAAGGCUUGCAAAUAUUCCAUCCAUGAUGCUUGUGUUUUUCAUUUAUUUCUUUCAAAACAUAGUUCUUGAUUUUAUUUUUCAUAGUAUUUUGUGUUACAUACCAACACUUUAUAUGAAGAAUGUUUUUAAGGAAAACAGCAUUUUGGUAUGAGCUUCUUAUAAAGUAACAGUGAAUCAACAUAGGCCAAAAUUAAAUUCAUCCAACAACUUAUGGUGUGUACACCUAAUAACAAGACAUUUUAUCAAAACAUGUUUGGUAUUUUCGGAACUGUAACCUGCAGACAGACACAUAACCCAUAUUUUCCCCUCGUAUUUUGCAUUUUUGAAAAGAAUGUUUAAAGGCAAAAAUGUAUCACAAAGUAAAAGUAAAGCUGUCCCAUUAUACACCAUGUAGGUGCUUGCUGGGGAGAGGA